Molecule: messenger RNA, 1768 nt
Organism: Diuraphis noxia (Russian wheat aphid)
Lineage: Eukaryota; Metazoa; Arthropoda; Insecta; Hemiptera; Aphididae
Gene: Fntb
Product: Farnesyl transferase beta subunit
Biological process (GO): protein farnesylation
Cellular component (GO): protein farnesyltransferase complex
Molecular function (GO): protein farnesyltransferase activity
Source: RefSeq, a predicted model, not a curated record
AAUAUUAUAUUUAUUUUAUCUAUAGAUAAUAAAUUUAAAGCUAUAGAUAAUAGAUAAUAGAUUUCUUUCUUGUUGAGCAGUUGACAGUUGAGCCUUGAUCUCAUAGCUGUCUCUUUCCUCCUGGUUGUUACCGAGUUCCUUCAAUAUUAAAUUACAUACGAGUGUAUCAAGUAUGUUUCAAUAAAUAUUUCCUAAAUUCUAUUUGUUUUUUUAGUUAGUAAACAGAGGAAGUUUGAUGUAAUAUAAACACAAUUCAUUUUUUUAAUUUAAAAACACUGUAACAGUAAGUUAAAAUGAACAAGUUUUUAGCAGUACCACGACUUAAACUAGAUAAUGAAUCAAUUGAAACAACUACAUCUGAAAAUCAAAGUCAAGUUGAAAAAAAAAUUGAAAAAUUAUUUGAAUCGUUUUGUUCCAAAGCACAAUGUGAUCCAGAAGCUCCAGUUUUAUACAAACAAAAUCACAUAAAUUAUAUAAAAAGUCAUAUGUUUACUCUACCGGAGAACUAUGAAUGUCUUGACUCCAGCCGUCCUUGGUUAUGCUACUGGUUGUGUCAAUCACUCGCACUCUUAAACUGUAAAUUGUCAGUAGAAGAGAAAUCUAAUGUCGUUUCUUUCUUAUCAAAAUGUCAACAUGAAUCUGGUGGUUUUUGUGGUGGACCGAAUCAAAUGCCACACUUAGCUCCUACAUAUGCUGCUGUCUGUGCAUUAUGUUUAAUUGGUACAGAAGAAGCAUAUGCAGUGAUCAAUCGAGAGAAUUUAUACAAAUUUUUGGUAUCUCUUCGUUUACCUAAUGGUUCAUUCAGAAUGCACAAACAUGGCGAAUGUGAUGUCCGUGCUGUAUAUUGUUCAGCAACUGUAGCACGUUUAACUAACAUAUAUUCUGAUGUUUUGUUUGAAUCAAGUGCUCAAUGGGUGAUCAGAUGUCAGACAUACGAAGGAGGCUUUGGUGGGGUGCCAGGAGUGGAAGCUCACGGGGGAUAUACAUUUUGUGGAUUUUCAUCUUUAUUGUUACUUAAAUCAAUUCAUAUGUGUGACACGAAAUCACUUCUUCGAUGGGUAGCAAAUAAACAAAUGUCAUUUGAAGGUGGUUUCCAAGGGCGAACUAAUAAACUUGUGGAUGGUUGUUAUUCUUUUUGGCAAGCUGCUAUUUUUCCAGUAAUAUCAGAACUUUUAGAAUCUGAAAAUCAACGUCCAAUGUGGUCAAUGUAUGAUUAUCAGGCUCUCCAAGAAUAUGUGCUCAUAUGUUGUCAGAAUAGAUAUAGUGGAGGCCUUAUUGAUAAGCCUGGAAAACCACCUGAUGUAUACCAUACUUGCUACGUUCUUAGUGGCCUAUCGAUAGCUCAACAUGCAGUUGACAACAGUAGUUGUGUUGUUGGUAAACCGGAAAACAUUUUGAACAAAAAUAAUCCUAUUUAUAACAUUGAAGAAACUAGUCUACAGAAAGCUCUACAAUAUUUUAGUAUGACAGAACCAAUAAAUUAUUUUUAAGUAUGAAUAUAGACAAAAGUUUGAUCCUAAUUUAAUCUUGAGGAACUUGUUCUGUGAAGUUCAAACUAAGUCUUGUUAGUGUUAUAUUCUAUUUGUAGAGUACCGAAUCCGAGCAAAUACAGUUUUAAAGUAAAUACUGAAUUCUAAAAAUAUCAAUAUUGUAAUUAAAAAUAUUUUAUAGUGAAUUUAUUUGCUAAAAUUAGCGCUUCCACGGCAAUCAAUGAUUUUAGUUCUUUUUUUUUAAUUUUUUGGAUUUUGUGAAUAUUGUAAUUAAUAAA